GUAUAAAUAGGAUCCGAACAGUGGUAAGUCCAUCUUUAUUUUCGGAUACGAGUAGCGAGUUAAGAUGCCGCCUGCACCGAGUGGUAAAGCUGUUAAGAAAGCCGGGAAAGCUCAGAAGAAUGUUCGUGCUGGAGAUAAGAAGAAAAAGAAGAAGAGGAGGAAGGAAAGUUUCAGUAUUUAUAUCUACAAAGUUUUGAAGCAAGUCCAUCCGGAUACUGGAAUUUCUAGCAAAGCUAUGUCUAUAAUGAAUAGUUUUGUCAACGAUAUCUUUGAAAGAAUUGCCGCAGAAUCCUCUCGUCUCGCACAUUACAACAAACGAUCGACUAUUACUAGUCGAGAAAUUCAAACGGCCGUUCGUCUGUUGUUGCCAGGAGAAUUGGCAAAACACGCGGUUUCAGAAGGUACUAAAGCCGUUACAAAGUAUACCAGCUCCAAGUAAUUCUUCGAUGAAUACAUCAAAACGGCCCUUUUCAGGGCCAACAUAUAUUGGUAAAGAGUAGCCUGAUCUAUCUAAAUAGGAGUUUAAUAAGACAUGGUACGAAACCUACGAGCAAAAAUGAUCUAUAUAU
This is a messenger RNA of Centruroides sculpturatus (bark scorpion), 569 nucleotides long. RefSeq names its product histone H2B-like. The transcript has a single exon. The coding region runs from base 65 to 439 and encodes 124 amino acids. Gene Ontology annotation, molecular function: DNA binding; protein heterodimerization activity; structural constituent of chromatin. Gene Ontology annotation, cellular component: nucleosome. NCBI's taxonomy places the organism in Eukaryota, Metazoa, Arthropoda, Arachnida, Scorpiones, Buthidae. The record is from RefSeq and is a predicted model, not a curated record.